AUGAGCCGUGCUCGAUUCAUUGAAAGUAGCAAAUUCGGAUUCAUUCGCAGUCGCGUAAACAACUGUGAUUGGCCUGAUGACUAUGAGAUGACGCAAGUGCCCAAUACACCCAACGACGUACAAGCUCUCUCCCGCUCUGAGGUCGAAACCUGGUUCCGCCACUAUGGGGCGGAAGCGUCUGAUACAGCGUUCCAGAAAGAGAAGCUGAUCGCUUUCAUGUCGGGUCAAGAUCUCGACCCGAGGCUUUUGUGA
Cryptococcus wingfieldii CBS 7118 is the source of this 252-nucleotide messenger RNA. RefSeq lists its product as hypothetical. NCBI's taxonomy places the organism in Eukaryota, Fungi, Basidiomycota, Tremellomycetes, Tremellales, Cryptococcaceae. The transcript has 2 exons. Bases 1 to 252 code for a protein of 83 amino acids. The record is from RefSeq and is a predicted model, not a curated record.